CAUCCAGUCCGUCGCCCUCGCUCCUUCCCUCUCUGCACACACCCCCAGCAGGUGCUUUCUCUCCUGGUUCAGUUUGCAGUUGUGCUUUAGGGCCGUGACUCCCAGAUAAACGCCAGGGAAGGUCUGCGGCCUCGGGCCGUCAGUUCUGUGACACUGAGUCACUCGGGAGGCUGAAAGGCGGCGGCCGCCCGCAGCAGCUUCGUCUUCAGGUGGCACCUGAGCAUCCUGCCCGUCACGGGACACGGCUCCGUUUGGCCAUCAGGGCAUCUUGACAGCAGGUCACAGCUAUGUCAAGUCAAGGCUUAUUAGAAGGAACCUAUGGGACCAGGAUGGGGAUGACGGAGGACACUCUCUCCCUCCUGGAUCGAAACCGGGGCUCCGCAGAACUGUGGGACAUGGCGGAGACCAAGCCCAGCAUGGAGGCCCUGGAGCGCAGCGUGCCGGGCCUCUACCUCUCCUGCUUUGACAUGCUGCUCACAGAAGAGACCACGUGGCUGGUGAAGGUCUCGGAGGCCCCCCCGACGCUGCCCGUGCCCAUGGCUCGUAUGGAACCCCAGGAGGAGCCCGAGCAGUGUCCCGUCAUCGACAGUCAGGAACAGGGACUGUCUCCCGGGCUGGAGGGGCAGGAGGAGGAGCGAUCCCUGGAGCAGGUGCAGAGCAUGGUGGUGGGAGAAGUGCUGAAGGACAUCGAAACAGCCUGCAAACUGCUGAACAUCACUCCAGACCCUAUAGAGUGGAGCACGGGGAACGUCCAGAAGUGGCUCCUGUGGACUGAACACCUGUACAGGUUGCCUCACGCGGGAAAGGCCUUCCAGGAGCUGACUGGAAAGGACCUGUGUGCCAUGAGUGAGGAGGAGUUCCGCCACCGCUCGCCACAGUGUGGAGACACCCUGCACGCUCACCUGGACAUAUGGAAGUCAGCUGCCUGGAUGAAAGAGAGGUGUUCAGUCGGAGAGACAAAAACUGCAGGCAACGAGGAGCUGUGGUCUGAGGCAGACUCCUCCUGUUCGGGUCAACCGAUUCAUCUGUGGCAGUUCCUCAGGGAGCUGCUGCUCAAACCCCACAGCUACGGACGCUGCAUCCGCUGGCUCAACAAGGAAAAAGGUAUUUUCAAAAUCGAAGACUCGGCUCACGUUGCCAGACUUUGGGGACUCCGAAAGAAUCGUCCUGCUAUGAACUAUGACAAGCUGAGCCGCUCCAUACGCCAGUACUACAAGAAAGGCAUCAUCCGCAAGCCCGACGUGUCUCAGAGACUGGUGUACCAGUUCGUCCACCCAGUAUGAGGAGCAGACGGAGGAAAUUCACAGAAGUUAAAAGGACUGACUUUCUCACGAUGCACUUGAGCGCUGAAGCCUUUGAAAACACGACACAAGACAAGUGCACUGACCGAUUCUGACAGCACAAACUUCACAAUGCUUCACGUGAAAUAGCAGCUGGCAGCAGCUGCAUGAUGAGCAACAUGCAGAUGUCUGAGUAGGGAAAUUUGCAAAAACUCAAAAAAGGAUUACAGUUGCUAGUUUUUUUUUCUUUAAAGAAGUAGUGGAGUUACUUCGCUGUUAAUCUAAACAUAAAGUAAAUAGUUAUUUGUUGGUGUAACUGUUGGGGAUUUGUGAACUUUGACCUGUUUAAGUUGACUGAAUCAGGCUCAUGAGAGUUUCAGCUGCACAGGCUCGGAGGGAUGCAAUUAUUAUCACUUUACACCCAUUUUUUGAAAGAAACAGAUCGAGGAGAAACAGCAACGAAACAGCUGAGGUGAAGCAUCAACGUGUAAACAGCAUUUAUACUGAAACAGAGUGACUAUAUUUUAAUCUCCAGAAAAAAAAAACCACUUAAAUUCAAACAUGGCUUGUCUGGGCUCAGGCCUCUUCCCUACAGCAAAACACAAAACAAAC
Messenger RNA from Salarias fasciatus (jewelled blenny), 1892 nucleotides. It is a transcript of the gene spdef, whose product is annotated as SAM pointed domain containing ets transcription factor. Gene Ontology annotation, biological process: cell differentiation; regulation of transcription by RNA polymerase II. Bases 288 to 1283 code for a protein of 331 amino acids. Lineage: Eukaryota; Metazoa; Chordata; Actinopteri; Blenniiformes; Blenniidae. Gene Ontology annotation, cellular component: nucleus. Gene Ontology annotation, molecular function: DNA-binding transcription factor activity, RNA polymerase II-specific; sequence-specific DNA binding. The transcript has 6 exons. The record is from RefSeq and is a predicted model, not a curated record.